Messenger RNA from Rubroshorea leprosula, 816 nucleotides. The record is from the annotation of a GenBank genome assembly. Lineage: Eukaryota; Viridiplantae; Streptophyta; Magnoliopsida; Malvales; Dipterocarpaceae.
GGGUGCGAAGUCCUACUCGUUUGAUUAGAGUAGAACUCAUUAUACUGUAUGUUGACGCCUAGUGGGCCAUUUUUGGUAAGCAGAACUGGCGCUGUGGGAUGAACCAAACGUCGGGUUAAGGUGCCCGAUGCUGACGCUAAUGAGAUCCCAUGAAAGGUGUUGGUUGCUAAAGACAGCAGGACGGUGGCCAUGGAAGUUGGAAACCGCUAAGGAGUGUGUAACAACUCACCUGCCGAAGCAACUAGCCCUGAAAAUGGAUGGCGCUCAAGCGUGGAACCUAUACCCGACCGUAGAGGCAAUCGUUGAGUACCAAGUGAUUGAUCUUGGUGGUAGUAGCAAAUACUCAAGUGAGAACCUUGAGGACCAAUGUGGAGAAGGGUUCCAUGUGAACAGUAGUUGAACAUGGGUCAGUCGGCCCUAAGCGAUGGGGAGAAAUCCCUAGCCAAAGUCCCAGAUAUAGUAUGAUAAUGAUUAUAGUGUGUAUGUAUACACAUACUCGCACACACAUCGUUGUGUACUAUCACUACUAUUAUACUUAACGUCAUUAUCCUCAACAAUGAGGUAUAUAUACACCAUGUAUACACACACUCACACACGUAAAUAUAAUCACUUCAAGUAUAGUGGUAGCGGUGUAGUGAUGUAUAUAUAUAUGUAAUACCAUAUAUUCGUGCUCAUUAGCAUGGUAUAGAGGUAGGAGUAUGUAUAUACUAUUGCUUGUACUAGCUGCUUACCAUCUAUAUUGUGUUUAUAGUGUGCUGUUGAUGCUUGAUGUUUCAUGUGUAUACUCAUUGUAUUGAACAAAGGAUUGACAUUUGA